CCCAGCUCGGUCAAGGAUCCAGCUCUCGGCGCAGUAUGACCUCCACGCUGCCUGUCCAGACCUUGCCCUUGUUUCUGGGUCUCCUGACUGUCUUGGCUCCGGGGGCUGCAGACUUCAACAUCUCAAGCCUCUCGGGGCUGCUGUCUCCGGCGCUAACAGAAAGCCUGUUAGUUGCCUUGCCCCCAUGUCACCUCACGGGAGGUAAUGCCACACUGACGGUCCGGAGAGCCAACGACAGCAAAGUGGUGGAAUCAGUGUUCGUGGUGCCUCCAUGCCGUGGGCGCAGGGAGCUGGUGAACGUGGUGGACAGUGGGGCUGGCUUCACCGUCACGCGGCUCAGCGCAUAUCAAGUGACAAACCUAACCCCAGGAACUAAAUACUACAUUUCCUACCGGGUGCAGAAGGGGACGACCACCGAGUCCAGCCCAGAAACCCCGAUGUCUACGCUUCCUCGAAGGAACAUGGAAUCUAUCGAGUUGAGAAUGGCCCGGACGGGCGGCAUGGUAGUCAUCACAGUGCUCCUGUCUGUCGCUAUGUUCCUGUUGGUCGUGGGCCUCGUCAUUGCCCUGGGCCUGGGUGCCCGAAAAUGAGGAGGGCUCUCCUGCAGCACAGGCUCCUCCAAGUCCAGUCUGCCUUUUCCCAGGAUUCAACUGGUUUUCUCCAGUGCCUUCUCUUCCCUCUCCCUGCCUCCCUCCACUAAGUCCUUUCCUAAGCGCCCCUCUCUCUCCCCG
This is a messenger RNA of Alexandromys fortis (reed vole), 731 nucleotides long. It is a transcript of the gene Upk2, whose product is annotated as uroplakin 2. Lineage: Eukaryota; Metazoa; Chordata; Mammalia; Rodentia; Cricetidae. Bases 36 to 590 code for a protein of 184 amino acids. The record is from RefSeq and is a predicted model, not a curated record. Gene Ontology annotation, cellular component: apical plasma membrane. The transcript has 5 exons. Gene Ontology annotation, biological process: epithelial cell differentiation.